Messenger RNA from Aspergillus heteromorphus CBS 117.55, 1557 nucleotides. Its product is annotated as thiolase family protein. The record is from RefSeq and is a predicted model, not a curated record. Gene Ontology annotation, cellular component: peroxisome. Lineage: Eukaryota; Fungi; Ascomycota; Eurotiomycetes; Eurotiales; Aspergillaceae. Gene Ontology annotation, biological process: phenylacetate catabolic process; fatty acid beta-oxidation. The coding region runs from base 195 to 1436 and encodes 413 amino acids. Gene Ontology annotation, molecular function: acetyl-CoA C-acyltransferase activity. The transcript has a single exon.
CCUCGGCGGCAGUGCGCUUAGCCGAUCUUCGUUGCCGGCAGUUCGAAGCCAUCCCCGGAAUUUCCUCCGGUGGCCAACUCCCUCCCCCCACGAUAUAAGUAUGUUGCCGUGCCCCGGUUUUGGCCGGCACGAGGCACAACCUCAUUCCCCAAGCCAUUUUCACCUCCCCCGUCUCGCACUAAACCUCCGUCAAGAUGGCCUCUCCAAUUCCCCGGGGCCUGCGCCAGGUCCUCCAGAAGUCUCCCUCCGAUAUUGUCAUCCUCUCCUCCCUCCGUACCCCCGUCACUCGUGCGAAGAAAGGCGGCUUCAAGGACGCCUACCCCGAGGAGCUCCUCGCCAGCGUGCUCCGGGCCACCCUUGAGGCGAACCCCAACCUGGACCCGGCUCUGAUCGACGAUGUCGCCAUUGGUUCCGUUCUCCAGGAACUCGGCGGUGCGAAGGCCGGCCGCAUGGCCCAGAUCCACGCCGGUUUCCCCCACAGCGUUCCGUUUCACACGAUCAACCGCCAGUGCUCCUCCGGCCUGGCUGCCAUCUCGACCAUCGCGAACGGCAUCCGCGCCGGAGCCAUUAACGUCGGUAUUGGUGGUGGUAUGGAGUCCAUGACCCGGAACUAUGGCUCCCGCGCUAUCCCCACCGUCCUCUGGCCGGAGUUGAAGGAGUCUCAUUCCCAGGACUCCAGAGACUGCAUCAUGCCCAUGGGCAUCACCUCCGAAAACGUGGCUUCGCGGUACGGCAUCUCGCGGGCGGACCAGGACGUCUUUGCCGCCGCGUCCCACCACAAGGCGACGGCUGCGCAGAACGCCGGCCUAUUCGACUCGGAAAUCGUUCCCGUCAAGACCCUGUCCUUCGACCCGGAGAACCCCGAGGCCGCCCCCAAGGAGAUCACCGUGUCCAAGGACGACGGUGUUCGCCCCAACAUCUCGGUCGAGAAGAUGGCUAGCCUGAAGCCCGCCUUCUCCCCCACCGGCGCCAGCACUGCUGGAAACAGCUCCCAGGUCAGCGAUGGUGCCGCCGCCGCCCUGUUGAUGCGCCGUUCCACGGCCACCGAGCUCGGCCUGACCUCUGCCAUCAAGGGCCGCUGGGUUGCCACUGCCGUCGCGGGCUGUGCCCCCGACGAGAUGGGUGUCGGACCCGCCGUUGCCAUCCCCAAGCUCCUUCAGCAGCUUGACAUGAGCGUGGCGGACGUCAACAUCUGGGAAAUCAACGAGGCCUUUGCCUCCCAGGCCCUGUACAGUGUUCGCAAGCUGGGCAUUGACGAGGCCAAGGUCAACCCUAAGGGUGGUGCCAUCGCCAUCGGUCACCCUCUGGGUGCCACCGGUGCCAGACAGCUGGCGACUCUGCUGCCCGAGCUCGAGCGCACCGGCCAGGAGGUUGGUGUUGUGAGCAUGUGCAUUGGAACCGGCAUGGGUAUGGCUGGUAUGUUUGUUCGGGAGUAAAAAAAAAGAAACGGGGUGUUUCCUUCAUUGUACAGUCUGGGUCCGGUUACAGCGAUGAGUUCUUAUGAUAUCAGCGUAGACGCAUGUAAAUAAACCCACAAUUUAUUAUUUUUAUGUCUGA